AUGGACGCGGAUCAGCUUAUAAGGAGGCCGGUGCUGCCCUGGGAGCUGGGGGCGGAGCGAGGCCACCCAGUGUCAGCGAAUUACGGCUACCUCAAAGGGUGUGACAACAGCUUCGGCGAGCUGCACAUGAAAAACGCCACACAUUGUGACAAGGUGGGGGGCUACAUUGUGAUUCACGUGGAGGACUUGUGGCGCCUGGCGCCCAUCUGGAGCUUCAAGAGUGAGGAGGUGCGGGCAGACGUGGAGCACUACACCAUCAACGCCACGGGGGACAUUCACGGUCAGAGGUGGAUCAGCGAGAUGUAUGGCUACUCCUUUGGAUCAUCUGAUGUGAGUGCCACUGCAUGUGGAUCUGUUUGGAUUACCUAG
This is a messenger RNA of Closterium sp. Naga37s-1, 369 nucleotides long. NCBI's taxonomy places the organism in Eukaryota, Viridiplantae, Streptophyta, Zygnematophyceae, Desmidiales, Closteriaceae. The record is from the annotation of a GenBank genome assembly.